Carassius carassius (crucian carp) is the source of this 2724-nucleotide messenger RNA. Its product is annotated as potassium channel subfamily K member 10-like. Bases 364 to 2073 code for a protein of 569 amino acids. NCBI's taxonomy places the organism in Eukaryota, Metazoa, Chordata, Actinopteri, Cypriniformes, Cyprinidae. The record is from RefSeq and is a predicted model, not a curated record. Gene Ontology annotation, biological process: potassium ion transmembrane transport; stabilization of membrane potential. Gene Ontology annotation, molecular function: potassium ion leak channel activity. The transcript has 7 exons. Gene Ontology annotation, cellular component: membrane.
UCUGAGAAAUGCCUUCUAGAUAGUCCAUUCGCGAAGCGCUCAGACGAUGCCCCCAACAGCAAGUGGACUUCUGCUGCACCUUCACUGUUUACUUCACACACAAAGGGUGAAAGCUGGCAAAAGGCGGAGGGAUCUGGAACUCUUAAGUGCCAUGAAGAGGCAGGCAGACUCCACGCCAGUCUAGCAGCACAUCUAUCCCUCUACACGCCUGAAGAUGAAUAUGAUCUCAUGCUUGCGCCCAUUUAUCUCCCUGUCUCGUUUAAAAACAAUGUCGUCAAGUAAAUUCGCUGCAUGAUUCAACGGUCACGCCGUGUCUCCCGAUUACGCUUUUCGACCAUUUCAUGAAUUAACCUGCAAUCCAAAAUGAAAUUUCCAACGGAAAACCCAAGGAAACCAGGGAACUGGAACCCUCCACCAGUGCCAGUGCAGACCAACCUGGUGGCACCCAAGAAGGUCCAGCCAGGGAUGUUGCAGUCCAGUUUGGUGCAGGCCAGCGUGGCCACCAUGCAGAAUCCCAUGGGCUGCCCUUUACCUCGCCUUUCUGUCUCGCGGCCUGCUAGCAUGGUGGCCAGCUUGGAAGCAGUGGCGGACGGCUCAGCCCUCCUCACCGUCAUGAAGUGGAAGACUGUCCUAGCUGUGUUUGUGGUGGUGGUAACGUACCUGGUUGCUGGUGGUCUGGUGUUCAAAGCCCUGGAGCAACCCUUCGAGAGCAACCAAAAAGACACCAUCACUUUGAAGAAAGCUGCCUUCCUGGAGAAACAUCAGUGUGUGACCCCCGAUGAGCUGGAAGAGCUCAUCAAGCACUCUGUAGAUGCAGGGAACGCUGGUGUCAGUCCUAUUGGAGACACAUCAUACAACUCCAGUCACUGGGACUUAGGAAGCUCCUUUUUCUUCGCUGGAACUGUGAUAACAACAAUAGGUUAUGGCAACAUUGUUCCAAGAACAGAGGGUGGGAAGAUUUUCUGCAUCCUUUAUGCAAUAUUUGGCAUCCCACUCUUUGGUUUUCUUCUGGCUGGUGUUGGUGAUCAACUAGGGACUAUUUUUGUGAAGAGCAUUGCUAAAGUGGAGAAAAUGUUCAGGCGCAAACACAAUCAAAUAAGCCAGACCAAGAUUCGAGUGGCCUCUACAUUGCUCUUCAUCUUGGCUGGCUGCAUCCUCUUCGUCACCAUACCAGCCUUCAUCUUCAAGCAUAUUGAAGGAUGGACCGGGCUGGAGGCGAUCUAUUUCGUGGUCAUCACACUGACGACUGUUGGGAUCGGAGAUUAUGUUGCAGGAGGCAAUAGAAGAAUAGAGUACCGUGAAUGGUACAAACCGCUGGUGUGGUUCUGGAUCCUGGUUGGAAUGGCUUACUUUGCUGCAGUUCUAAGCAUGAUUGGAGACUGGCUCAGGGUGCUUUCUAAAAAGACAAAAAUGGAGGUGGGUGAAAUUAAAGCUCAUGCUGCUGAAUGGAAGGCCAACGUUCGAGCAGAGUUCCGUGAGACCAGGCGUCGACUCAGUGUGGAAGUUCAUGACAAACUGCAGAGGGCCGCCACCAUUCGCAGUAUGGAGCGCAGGCAGCUGGGUUUCGACCAGCGGGCCCAUUCCCUAGACAUGCUGUCCCCUGAACGUCGAGCUGCCUUCAAUAGCCUGGACACCACUCAUUUCAAGACAUCCUCCCAGGAGAGCAUCGACACAAAGCUCAACAACUUACGUUUACGAAUUGAGCAGAAUGAGCAUCGACGGAGCGACCCAAGCCAGGCAUACUCUGAAGAGAACAUUUUCAACCGCCUUGGUUCAGUCACAAAAAUAGCCAAGAGGAACAAGCACAAAGAGUUGAGAAAGAACAUCCCAGACGACGGUCGGAAAGCCUUAGAUUCCUUCACAUGUGAUACUCCCACAAUGGAUGAGGAGAAGAAAGAGGAAGAGGACGAUGAGCUUGAGAAAGAGGUCAACACUAGUCUAACCAACUUACCUCUCUUUGUGGAGAGCCCCAAUAUACAAAAUGGAUUCAUGCCUCUACCGCCACAGACCAAAGAGGAAGAAAACGAGAUAAAACUUGAAGACGAGGAGUUCCAUUUGCAGUUGGAGCCCUAGAGGGAACUGUGUUGAAAAAUAAUACAUUCCUAAAGUGCCUUGCCCUUACCCUGAGCUGAGAUGUGAGAAUCUCAAUUUCUGCUGUUCAUUUAGCUGUUCACUGUGUCCUGAUAACUUGAUAAUGGAAAUAUGGAAACAUUAGCACUGGAAACAGCUGUGGUUCCCUUCUUCAGACCACUGAAAAAUGCUUGUGUAAGUUGGAAAGAAUCUCUCCAAACGUUCUGGACAACAAACUAAAAAUCUGUAGCUAGCUACAUUGGCGGGUUGUUUGUAGUGUGAAGGUUUCAAUGGGUUUUUUUUUUUUUCAGCCAGACUGUACUUCAAGGUCAUUUGCACAGUUUUCAUAGUUUGAAAUUUUAGGACAAUGGGACAGAAGAGAAGCCAUAAGGUAGAAAGUCAUGGUUGACGUCAUGUAAGGCUGAAUGUCUAGUAGAGUUUAAUCACAAAAUGCUGAACGUUUCUGUUUAUUUCAUUUAAAGAGAUAGUUCACCCAAAAGUUUUGCUCCAAACCUGUAUGACUUGUGUUCUGACUCUGUGUUAGUGUUUCAAAUGUUUUGUCUAUAUACAAUUAAAGUCAGUGAAAUCCAAAGCAACCUAUGUAGAGGGCACUUUUCCAUUUUUGGGCAUCAUGUCCCUUCAAGUCAUUAGCUG